AUGACAGAAUGUGUUCGAGUCUGCCAUUCAUCCGGCCAGAACCUCCCCGUCGUGGAGUUCCACAACAUCCCCGGCCAAACGGACCAGUUGUUUAGAAGCAUGUGUGAAGGAAUGAACGGUUGGUUGAGACGCCAACAGUCCAGCAGUGGAGGACCCGGACCGAUCCACACCGAUCUGGAUCUUGGCGAGGACAUCUUUACUUUCGGCGGGAAGACGGCAAACAACCCUGAGAAACAGAAACGACGAGAUCAAGUGAAUUGCCCGGGCUAUUGCAAAAGGAUGUUCCCCGGUAGUGUCGGGUUGGAAUGUGAUGAGUAUCCUCCUGCAAUGUUCCUGGAAGGUGGCAGCCUUGCGACGAGAGUAUGCGUGCCAAGAAAACAGAACUCCGGGUUCCAAGGCCCGCUGCUCGGCAACCUUGUCAAAAAAUGUGACCUGAAAAAGGGGGAGAAGGUGCUCGUCCGCCUGAAGGGAGGGUGCAAGCAGUUCUCAUUCACGCCUCGUCGGGACCUACACGAUGAAGACUUCAUUCUAGAUUCUGACGAAGGUACUCAUGAGCUGAGCGGUCCGGUGCAAGCCCGUGACGUUACUGAAGGCCCGAAUUUCGGGGACUCGAGCUCAGAGCUGCUAGACCCCUAUCAGGAUGGGUCGCUGACAUAUGUGGCGGUUCCGUUGGGGGAGCUUGCGGAUGGGCAUUACGAUAUGGAAGCCAAGUUCCUGGGGAAGACCGUUGUGCGCGCUGAGGUGCUGAAUUUGUAUGGGGAUUCGUAUGCAGCGAUUGAUAAUCCGGCAUCAUCGGAGCGCUUGAUCUUUGAUGUUACGGACAACCUCACAAUUUCGGCUUCACUGGUUGCUUACACGAAGGAGAAAGUCGACUUGUCAUUCUCGGGCACCAUAAGUAAGGCCAAUGAAGGCCAGGUCAUACGGUCAGCUAUUUUACCGACGGUGGUGUUCGUCACCUGUGUUGCAUUGUUUUUGGGACUGGUUUAG
Molecule: messenger RNA, 987 nt
Organism: Dichotomopilus funicola
Lineage: Eukaryota; Fungi; Ascomycota; Sordariomycetes; Sordariales; Chaetomiaceae
Exons: 4
Coding region: 1-987 (328 amino acids)
Source: RefSeq, a predicted model, not a curated record